AAUAAUUCUUUAUAUGCUGUGCUUUUCAAAGCCAACAUGUCCUUGGCCCUUCAUUUUCCAUCUUUGCCUUUCUUCUGAAUCUCAUCUUUUGCAAAACUUCACCGAUUUCCAGCCGCCGGAAAAACAUGUCGGCUUCCCGUAACCAAGGAGGUUGUGGAUGUUGUGGCGGCAUUUUUAGUUUGGGGAUGUCGGCACUUUUCAUGUGGCUAUGGAUACAUACUUCAAACCCCAAAUGUUCCAUUCAAACUCUAUCCUUGCCUUCCCUUAGCAGCGCCUCGAACCUCACAGCUGACCCUACCUUAAGCCUCACGCUAAGGUUAGUCAACCCCAACCAGCUCAAAGGGAUCAAGUAUGAUCCUUUGAACGUCACGGUUUAUGACUUUCCAAACAAAAGUAAUGUCAUAGGUAACAUUUUGAUGCCAGGGUUUUACCAGGGUUACAGAAAGAAGGCUACAAAGCCUGGUCAAGGCACCGCUAACACCACGGUGGCUUUACGAGCGGUGUCGGAGAACGGAACAGGAGUUUUCCGGGUUGAUAUGGCGACGGCGGUGAAGUUUAAGACCUUGUAUGGUUAUUCGAAGAGGCAUCAGAUUAGGAUUGGAGCAGAUGUGGUGGUCAACGCUAGUGGUGUUAAGGUCGAUCGUAAAGGGAUCAGGCUUAGAUCUAUGGCACCCAAGAUGGGAAAUUCUUGUGUGGUGCUGCUUGGAGCUUUGUUCAAUUUCUUGCUCUUCGCUUUGCUUGAUUUAUGUAAAAGUUAUGCCAUUAAGGGUAGGAUGACUUUUUGCGCCAUAGAUGGCUAACCGAGAUGUCCAACGCAGAUGGACAUUAUCUAUGGUGUAAGAGCGUUUAUUUCGCAACUUAUAAGUGGGGUACUGAUGCAACUUAAACCUGAUUCAAGCAGAAGACGACUAAUUGUGAAGCAACUAUUAUUCAAAAUAAUUGUAUUAUUUCUUUAGAAUGUUUGUAUUUUUUUAUAUCUAUAAAUUUAAUGUAGUCGUUUAGGGUUUAAGGUUUCAUUUUAUAUUUUCGUAUUAAUUUCUUAGAAUAUUUGUAUUUUUUGUAUUUGUAAAUUUAAUUUAGUUCGUAUUAUAUGUAGUUUGAAUUUAAAAUUUUCGUAUUAAUUUUACCAAUCUGCUUGUAGUUUGUUGGGUGUUUAAA
Molecule: messenger RNA, 1158 nt
Organism: Gossypium raimondii (Peruvian cotton)
Lineage: Eukaryota; Viridiplantae; Streptophyta; Magnoliopsida; Malvales; Malvaceae
Product: protein NDR1
Exons: 2
Coding region: 126-800 (224 amino acids)
Biological process (GO): defense response to other organism
Source: RefSeq, a predicted model, not a curated record